Messenger RNA from Gracilinanus agilis (Agile Gracile Mouse Opossum), 1062 nucleotides. Its product is annotated as 1-acylglycerol-3-phosphate O-acyltransferase ABHD5-like. The record is from RefSeq and is a predicted model, not a curated record. Gene Ontology annotation, cellular component: lipid droplet. The transcript is spliced from 2 exons. Gene Ontology annotation, molecular function: catalytic activity. NCBI's taxonomy places the organism in Eukaryota, Metazoa, Chordata, Mammalia, Didelphimorphia, Didelphidae. Gene Ontology annotation, biological process: negative regulation of triglyceride storage; positive regulation of triglyceride catabolic process.
AUGGCAGAGGAGGAGGACCCAGAGAGGUCAGGAUGGCUAACAGGAUGGCCUCCCACUUGGUGUCCAAUGUCUUUGUCCCUGCUAAAAGAAGCUGAGGAAAAGAUCUUAAAAUGUGUGCCCUGUUCAUACAAAAAAGAACCUGUUUAUAUAUCUAAUGGAAAUAAAAUAUGGACACUAAAAUUCUCUCAGGAUAUUGUACAUAAGACUCCGCUUGUCCUCCUCCAUGGCUUUGGAGGUGGUGUUGGACUCUGGGCUCUCAACUUUGGAGAUCUUUGUGAAAAUAGACCUGUGUAUGCUUUGGACCUGCUGGGAUUUGGACGGAGUAGUAGACCCCAGUUUGGUAGUGAUGCCACAGAAGCCAAGGACAAGUUUGUGUAAACAAUUGAAGAAUGGAGGUGUGCCCUGGGUUUGGAUGCAGUGAUCAUGCUGGGACACAAUCUGGGUGGAUUCUUGGCUGCUGUGUAUUCACUGAAGUAUCCAUCAAGGGUGAAGCACCUUAUCUUAGUGGAGCCCUGGGGCUUUCCAGAGAGACCUGAUAGUGCUGAUCAAAACAGGCCAAUUCCAGAGUGGAUCAAAGCCUUGGGAGCUGUACUGACCCCUUUUAAUCCCUUAGCCGGCCUCAGAAUUGUAGGACCGUUUGGCUUAAGCCUUGUGCAACGUCUAAGGCCUGAUUUUAAGAGAAAGUAUGCUUCAAUGUUUGAAGAUGAUACUGUGACAGAAUAUAUCUACCACUGUAAUGUACAGACACCCAGUGGUGAAACUGCCUUUAGAAAUAUGACUAUUCCUUAUGGAUGGGCAAAAAGACCAAGGAUCAUGCGGAUUGGGAAGAUGGACCCAGACAUUCCGAUUUCCGUCAUCUAUGGAGCCCAAUCUUGCAUAGAUGGCAAUUCUGGCAACACCAUCCAGUCCCUAAGGCCACAUUCGUAUGUGAAGACUAUAUCUAUCCCUGGUGCUGGACAUUAUGUCUAUGCUGACCAACCAGAAGAAUUCAACCAAAAAGUAAAGGAGAUUUGUGAUUCUGUGGACUGUCCCCAGUCAGAUCUCGAUGGACAAGCCUGGUGA